AUGAAUAUGAAAGUCACUUCUUCUAGUUCUGUUUCAAUAAUUAACUCUAAGUUUUAAAAUAAUACAAAUUUAUUAGGUGGAUCAAUAUAGUUCAUAUAAAUUUCCAAUUAAAUUUUAAUUAGUAACUCAGUCUUUUAAUAUAACAUUGCAAGAGCUAGUGGAGGAGCCAUUUAUGCGGAAAAUGUUGCUCAAAUAUUUAUACAAGCGAAUACUAAAAUAAUUAAUAACCAAGCUUUAAUUGGUGGAGGUAUUAGAGUUAUAGGGCAAAAUGCAUUACAAAAUAUUAGCUAGAACUCAGUUUCAUAAAAUUAAGCAAAGAUAUUUGGGAAUAAUAUUGGAACCUUCCCAGUUGAUAUUGAAAUUAUUUCAGGUACUAAAAAAGAAAAUUUAAUCUUUACAAAAACUUAAAAUGAUAUUACUAAAUAUGGGAUAGUAGAGAUGUAUAAUUAUUAGAGUGGAAGUUCUACUAACCUAUUAAUUUCUUAUGUUGAUUCAGAAAAUAGAAAAAUAAAUUUUACACCAGAUGAUGUUAUGAAUAAACUUUACCCAUAAAUAAUAAUUGAUGAAAUAACUUCUUGGUUAUUCCAAUUAGAAAGCCAAGAUUCUACUUAAGUAUAGUUAACAGGAUAGUAAUAGAUUAACUAUAAUCAGUUUGAUAGUGUUAAUAAAUUUUUUAGAUUUGAAAAUGUUUACAUAAAUGCAAACCCUGAAAGUAAUUAGCAAAUAAAUUUGAUUUACUUUAUUAGCAAGUAUUAAAAAAAAAAUAUUAUUCAGUUAAACAUACAAUUAAGAUAAUGUAUUUAAGGAGAAAUUUAUAAAUAAUUUUCAAAAUAAAUUUAAAUAUGUUAAUCAUGCACUGGAGGAUAUUAUUCGAUUUAACAUCCUUAAAAAAACGAAACCACAGAAUGUUAAAAAUGUCCUAGCGAAGCAGAUUCUUGUGAUAAAAACCAAUUGAUAUUAAAGCCAGGCUAUUGGAGAGAAUAGUAAAUAAGCUCUCUGAAUAUACUCUAAUGUGAUACUUAAAAUAACUCUUGUGAUGAAAGCAAUUAAUCUAACAAAUUUGGAUGUUUAGAUGGAUAUUUAGGCCCAAUUUGUGAAUAGUGUGAUUACUCUGGUUUAGUUUGGAGUAAGAGAUAUAGUGCCUAUGGUUUUUUAAAAAAAUGCUUUAGUUGUAGCUCUACUUAAACGCAAAUAGUAGUUUUAGCAUUAUCAGGCCUUGGACUAUUUUUUUAUAUUACUAUAUAGGUCUACGCAUUUAUGAAGAAUUUUCAAAUAUAUUUAACUUAACAAUACCUAAGAUUAUCUAAUAUUUUACCUAUUUCUGCUACUUAGAUGAGCAAACUAAACAGCUUUUACAUAAAAUGCCUUUUAACCUACAUCUAAAUGCAUUCGAUAGUUGUAGACUUUGAGCUUUAAUGGCUACCUUAGAGCAUAUUCUAUAUUUCUGAUGCUUUUGGAAAACCUAAUUCUCAUAUAAUAGUGAAUAUAGUCUGUAUAAUUCCAUCAAAAAUUAUAGAUAACUAUGGAAUUGGUAAAAUAAAAAUGUUUUUAAUCAUCUUAUAGCCUAUAGCCUAUUUAAUUGCUACUUUAAUAUUUUUUUUAAUAGCAAUGAGAAUCAAAUCCUUAAAAAUAAAAUUCAUAUAAGCAUAUACAGCAUUAAACUUUUUAUAUAUCUUCUUCUAAUCAGAUUAAAUAAGUUCUAUUACAUAAUUUUUAACAUGCAAGUCUAUAGGAAGUAAAAGUUAUAUUUCUACUGAUCUUCUUUAUGAGUGCUAAAAUGAAAGCUAUAAAAUAUAUUAAUACUAUGCUGGGAUUCCUCUUUUGAUAUUUUGGACAUUAAUACCUGUUUUUAUUCAUUAUCUAUUGUUUAAAAGAUAGAAAAAAUUAAUGUAUUACUCUAGUGUUUUCAUAUUUGGGUUCUAUUAUUUAGAGUACAAUGAAAAGUAUUUUUAUUGGGAGUUUAUUAGAAUCUAUUUUAAAACAGGGAUAGUAGUAUUCUAUACUUUAUACAAAUAAAACUUAUAUGAGUCUCAUAUGAUCAUACUUCUUUGCAUAGCUUUAUAUCUAACAUCUCUAAAAAAAGCAAGUCCUUUCAUAAAUCCAAAUAUGGUAAGAUUAGAAUAAUACUCGUACAUCACCCUUAUGCUAGUAAUUUUAAUUAAGGACUUAAAUAUUACCUUCUAAAAUGGAUUUUUAGAAUACAUAUACAUUAUAAUCCAUUCUGCUUUUAUCAUAUACAUAGUAGGUACAAUUAUAUAUAACAGAUUUAUAUAAAAUAAUGACAAAUUGAAAAAAAUAUAUUUUUAUAUUGCUUCAAAAAUAUCCAGUAAAUACAAGUACAAACCUCAAAUUCAAUUUAAGACUUUUAAAAACUGGAAAAAAAUUAAGAAAAAUAUUAAAUAGCUUAUUAACUCAAAAGCAGUUGAUAUUGUGGAAAAAAAUGGAGCAGAAGAUUUAUAAAUUACUAUAAACUAAAAUGACUAAACUUUGAAAUAUCUAAAACUGAGUUAGGAAAUAUCUAAUUAAUUUAGUUAAAAUGCAUUAAGUAGCUUUAAUUGUAUUGUUUUUAGUACUAAAAAAGUUAAGAGUUUCUUAAAUUAAUUUGAAAAUCUCAAUAAGUAGAUUCCCUAAUAGAAAUAAUAAAAAAAUUAAGCUUUAAAAGUAAUCUAAAAUAACCAAAUAGAUUGCAUUCAAGAAAUAAGUUUAUAAGAAAGUAAGAUAGAAGAGCUUAAUAAUGAAAUUUAAGAGCAUUGUGAAUAUAAUUAAAAAUAAAUAAGCAUGUAAUUUAAACAAAUGGAAUUCUAAAAAAUGGAAAAUUUGUUUAAAAAUGAUAAUUAAAUAAAUUAAUUUGAAAAUAAAACAAAAAAAUUAGAAAAUAAUAUUGAAAACUAUGGUAAUAUAUGAUGAUAUUUAGAAAAAAAUUACUUUUCAAUAACUUAUAUUUAAUUACCUUGGAUACUUUACAUAUAAAAUUUAGUACAUUUUACAAGUUUCUUAAAACUUUUAAAUUUUAAUUUGGAAUUAUGACUUAAUUUUUUUAUUGAUAAAAAAUCAUUUUUAAUCGAAAAAUACAAGAAUACAAGAAAUAUUAGUUUUGAG
Molecule: messenger RNA, 3099 nt
Organism: Tetrahymena thermophila SB210
Lineage: Eukaryota; Ciliophora; Oligohymenophorea; Hymenostomatida; Tetrahymenidae
Product: transmembrane protein, putative
Exons: 3
Source: RefSeq, a predicted model, not a curated record